AUGUCCGGGUCGGACGACGUUCUGUACAAUUUCAAGAGCUACUGGGAUCGCACUGGCUGGGCUCGCCAUCCGCUGACGGGCCACCUCUCCUUCCACGACCGACGGCCGGAGGAGAUCGCCCAGUCACUUCAGACGUCGCUCUACUUUGGAACUCUCAUCUCCAUCUUUGGGAGGGUCGGAAUACCGGUUCGUACCCGAGACUUUCUCUCCGCAUCGUCGCCAAACGGCGAGGUCUUUGUUCGAACCACCAAGCUGCCCCACCUCGUCGCGGACUGGCUCCGGCGCGAGGGCGUCUCCAGCGAGCCAGCAGCGGUUGGCGACGUCAACGACCCCAGGUGGCAACGGGGUCAAAACAUUAUCGAGAUGCUCAACUGGGCCUUUUACUACUUGAAUAUGUACAGUCGUGAGACCCAGACCAUGGCGAAGGUGCACAAGGAGAGAAUGCAGUUGGUUGAACUGUCCAUCAAGGCGAUGGCCGAGAGCCUCUGCUCCGUGGCCUCUGCGAUAUACGGCUGCGAAAUUCGAGUAAUGCCGUCCUGGGGGUCAAGUCCUGUGCUGGCCGCUCGCCUGCGCGACAACGGAUGGUGCGACAGCGACUCGCCGUUCUUCCCCGAGUCCAUGACCCGCGCUUCCGUCAGCGCCGACUACUACUUUGGCGGGUUGCGAUGUCCCCGAGCCCGCGGAGACCAUUCCGGGUGUAGCACCGCCAUCUGCAACGAGUACUGCCGUAAGAUCACCCCCGGCGACUAUGAGCAGGUCCAUACGGCGGGCUGCCGUGGGUGCAAGUCUGAGCUGGUCCCCGAGCAAGCCAUCCACCUGGUCGAGAAGGGGCAGGUCCCGGUCCUGCAGUGGGACGGCGACACCAUACACGUCUCCGCUGGAGAUGACACGAAUGCAUACGUGACGGUAUCCCAUGUGUGGUCCGACGGACUCGGCAACAAUGACAAGGAAAAUUCGCUUUGGGCCUGCCAACUGUCCCGUAUCCAGUCGCUGGUGAACGAGCUGGGCCGUGGCAUGGAGAUGCCUGGGGCUGGGCAGGUCAGGGGCGAGGACGGCAACCGGCUGGUGCCGUUCUGGAUCGACACCCUCUGCGUCCCGGUGGGAGACGAGAACCGCCACCCUGGAGGCAACCGUACGCGCGAUCUGCGUAAGGAGGCCAUCGGCCAGAUGGCAGACAUCUACCGCCGCGCUCGGCAGGUGCUCGUGCUCGACUCAUUUAUCCUUUCGCUUCCGCGCUCUGCCGACGUCAUCGACAAGUACCUGCGGAUCCACCUCUCGAACUGGCACCACCGGCUGUGGACUAUGCAGGAGGGUCAGCUGGCUCGGCGCCUCGUCUUCCAGUUCCGUGACGGCGCCGAGUCCUUUGAGGACAUGAGGCGAGAGGAGAUGCGUGCCUUCGACCGCUAUGCACCACAAAACCUAUGCUCACCCCUCCGGCUCCUCUGCGCCGUCGAGCUCGAGGCCUUUUACGCGGGCGCGGAGUUGGGGGCCGACGCUGGCCGCGACGUGUCGGCGCGCAUGCGAUCGUGCGCCCGCUAUCUCCGCAGUCGCGAAACCAGCCGGUCCGAGGACGAGUCCGUCUGUGUCGCCAACAUCCUCGGGCUGCCCGCCGCGGAGGUCCUCCAGCGGGAUGGGGCCGACGCGCGCAUGGCCCGCUUCUACGAUCUCGUCGGCCGGUUCGACCCCCGCAUCAUCUUCCACAACCACCCCCGCCUGGGCCUGGACGGGUACCGUUGGGCUCCGCGGUCCUUUCUACGCCAGCUGCCCGAUCUCAUCAACGUCCGUGACACGGGAUUUCAAACGACCCCUCAGCUCUGCGCGCUUCUUCCCAACGGCGGCGGCCUGCCUGUCCGGUUCGGAGGGUUUGAGUUCAGCAGCGACGCCCUGCCUCGACCCGGCUCGCCCAAGCUGUUCAAACCUAUGACAGAUGGCCGUGGGUGGGCGCCGCGAUGGCCGGGGGAUACGAAGGUGGCAUGGUUUGCGUCCACGUACGAAAUGGUUGUUCAAGACGUGCUAGAGGAGACGCCGCCCCUUGGUCCUCGCCAGCGAUGGGCAGUCAUUUUGCCAGGAGUUUUGCAGCGAGACUACCUCCCCCCGCCACCGUUCCGGGCCAUCAUGGGCAUCAUCGACGCCGAUAUCCCGGCAUGUCCAGCCACAGCCAAGGAGAUACGACGGACCGUCUGGACCAGGCCAGAAGGCAACGUCCAAUAUCCGGCUUAUACCGUGCCCGGCAGGAUUCCAGUGCGUUACGUUUGCCGCGUCGAAAUCACUCUGGAGGGGCCGGAAACGGUCCCGCAGGAUGCCCCUUUCAUUUGGGUCUGGGCUUAUGGCCGCCAGCAAGAAUGGUGCAUACGCUGA
Messenger RNA from Thermothielavioides terrestris NRRL 8126, 2358 nucleotides. RefSeq lists its product as uncharacterized. The transcript is spliced from 2 exons. The coding region runs from base 1 to 2358 and encodes 785 amino acids. The record is from RefSeq and is a predicted model, not a curated record. NCBI's taxonomy places the organism in Eukaryota, Fungi, Ascomycota, Sordariomycetes, Sordariales, Chaetomiaceae.